CAGGUGUGAAGCGCGCGCCUUGACCUCGCCGCUACAAUGUACCACCUAUUCAAGUCCAUCUACCUGCACGCGACUAGUAAAGAAGAGUAUUCGAUCCUCCUUCUCGGGCUCGACAAUGCAGGGAAAACCACGCUCCUCGAACAGAUUAAGGGCACCUACACAUCGCUGAAUCCGAACCUUAAGACGGUGCCUACCGUAGGCCAGAACGUCGCGACGAUCUCCCUCCCUCCCCCUAGCCCUCCGAUCUACCUCAAAAUAUGGGAUGUUGGCGGGCAACACAGUCUGCGCGGUCUUUGGCAAAGCUACUACAGCUCGUGCCAUGCCAUCGUUUUCGUAAUAGACAGCUCUGAUGUGGGCAACGCCAGCCUUGCUGAGAUGGGUGGUGGCGGUAUCAAUGACGAUCAGGGUCGCCUGGAUGAAUGUCGGUUAGUGCUUGAGUCGAUCCUGUCCAACGAUGAGACAUCCGGUGUACCGAUACUAGUGCUUGCGAAUAAGCAGGAUAGAGAGGAUUGUGUUGAGGUUGUGAGGAUCAAGGAGGGGUUCGUGAGGAAGGUCUUCGAGGGGGAGAAAGGUGGGAAUGUGAGGGACAGUAGGGUUUUACCAUGCAGCGCGCUGACUGGUACGGGUGUGAAAGAGGCGGUGGAAUGGUUGUGUUCAAGAGUGCAGUGGAACAAGGAAGCUAGGCCGCCCGUCAUGAGGUAGGGUGCAUUUGGACUGGGAUGAACGCGGGCGAAACUGGUACAGGUUCACGAUGGAGAGGCGAUAUACCCCUGAUUGUUGGAGCAUUGAAAGAUUCUCACAGUUGCGUAAAGGCUGCACGUAGACACAGUAUGAUUUGACGUGAAAUGUGGCACGGAAAAGGUACGCAACCUUGCAAAGGCCGGUGCUGAGAUCUACACAAAAAGUGGGAUGAAAGGGAGGGCCUCUGGAAGAACAACUGUCAGCAC
Molecule: messenger RNA, 947 nt
Organism: Paraphaeosphaeria sporulosa
Lineage: Eukaryota; Fungi; Ascomycota; Dothideomycetes; Pleosporales; Didymosphaeriaceae
Product: ARF/SAR superfamily
Exons: 2
Coding region: 37-702 (221 amino acids)
Biological process (GO): Golgi to plasma membrane protein transport; protein localization to organelle; intracellular protein transport
Cellular component (GO): Golgi apparatus
Molecular function (GO): GTPase activity; GTP binding
Source: RefSeq, a predicted model, not a curated record